Hydractinia symbiolongicarpus is the source of this 8345-nucleotide messenger RNA. Its product is annotated as importin-11-like. Bases 4187 to 7096 code for a protein of 969 amino acids. Gene Ontology annotation, biological process: protein import into nucleus. Lineage: Eukaryota; Metazoa; Cnidaria; Hydrozoa; Anthoathecata; Hydractiniidae. Gene Ontology annotation, cellular component: cytosol; nuclear envelope. Gene Ontology annotation, molecular function: small GTPase binding. The transcript has 11 exons. The record is from RefSeq and is a predicted model, not a curated record.
CCAAAGUGUAAUGGCGGCGUAAGCACAUGCAAGUUAGUAUUUCAAGCGUCCUUGAAUCUUUGAUGAGAUAAUGAUAAGCUAGAUUAAUGAAUGUACAAUAUUUUCGUCACACUUCGCGCAAUUUUCCAGCGAAGGAGGUUUGGGUCUUUUGGUGACGAAUUGUUUUUAAUUUGACAAAUUAAUGUCAACAAACACGUAGCUACCGACCAAAUUCCGUGAACGUCUAAAUUCCGUGAUUUCACCUUUCUCGUGUAACUUUCUCCUUUCACUGACCACAAUGGCUGGCUAUGCCAUGGAUUGAUUAUCAGGGCGUCAUGCGUGUUUAUCGGGUAAGUAGGUAGCUACAAGUUGUUUCUUUUAAAUGAAUAGAUGUGUGUGUAUAUAUUUUACAUGCCUAGCUAGCCUCCACAAAUAUUGAGGGAUAAUACCCUGUCUAUUAUUUCCAGAAGAAGCCAUGGCUUAGAUGGGGAGUUCUAGAGCAAUUAAUGCUUGUUUUGACAGACAACUUCCUGCAACAUCCAACGGUCCACACAGUGUGUCAUCUCCCAAAUUUUCCUCACAUGGCUUGGGUUAACCCCCGGAGAGAGGGCUAUGGUGUAACAUUCACUCUCCCAUAUAGACCAUUUUGGAGAUUAUGCGCCAUUAUGGAUUUUCAAAGCCCGGUGGUGCAAGCUGAACUUUGAACACUAGCUAUAUGAUGUAGUAGAAAACUCUCUUAAACACACACAAAAAGAAACAAGUUUUGUAUACACUCUUGCGUGUUGAGGUCUUCCUAAUGUUUUUAUCUAAGUAAUUUAUUAAUGAAUUAUAAAUAGCAAUUAAAUACAUGUGUAGGACGAAGGGAUACCGAGUGUGUUUUAUUAUUAUUUUUGACUCCUAUUUAAUACAUUUAAAAUUUAAUGCUGAAGUGGAUAUUUAAUCAACUUUAAAAAUAUUUUUACGAUCGAAUUAUGCCUCUUACAACGUAUGAGGAUUUUUUAGAACUUAGUGUGAGGCAACUGACUGACUUCUUGUCAGCUCUUACAACGUAUGAGGAUUUUUUAGAACUUAGUGUGAGGCAGCUGACUCACUUCUUGUGGACUGAGUAAUAGUUGAGUUAAUCGCCAGAGCUUUUUCUGCAAUGGAACUUAUUAUGCCAAUAAUUCAAACAAGCUUCACAGAGUAAUUUAUUUAUUUAUCAUCAAUAUUUACACUUUAGUAAUAAAUUACGGCUAUAAUUGCAUGUCCUGAUAAAAAACCAAUGAAGACAUUCGUAUAUAUAACAAAAGAUCAUGUAAAAUAUACAUUGUGACUGAAACAAAUAACAAACAAAAAAUCGUCUAAUAGUCUAGUAAACCAAACUUAUCAUUUUUCCCUUUUUUGCCAAAACUCUUUAUUUGAGAGACAGAAAGAGUUCAGAUGAGCCGAGAAGCAGGCUGAGUCUCCGUAGAAUUAAAGAUGUUAUCCAGAUAAGAAGAUUGAAUUGGCUGGGGCACUUGGAAAGAAUGGAGGAGGAUAAUUGGGUAAGAAAGUGUAGAGACUUGAUAGUUCCUGGGGCAAAGCCCAGAGGCAGACAGAGAAAGACUUGGCAGGAGUUUAUAUGGACAGACUUGAUACAGAGGAAGUUGAGUUUAGAUCUAACUCUAGAUCAGAUUGGAAGAGGGUCAUUAAUAUACCACGUCCAACCCAUGCUAGCAUGGAAAACGGACGUUAAGCCGAGAAUGAUGAUAAAUGAUGAUAAUAUUUUUCCAUAAGUGAAGCGUACAAAAAAAUUAUAGGACAAAAGCGAAAGCAAGGAAAAAAGACAGGUACUCUUUCUAAUACCACUCUUGAAAGACUCAAAGAUAGGAGUGUUUAAGUAGACGGAUCAAGAUCAAGGGACAAACAUACAGAUUAGUAAAUUAUCACUGAAAAACAAAAUUAUAAAAAUAUCAAAAUAUUAAAAAAAUUUUUUUUUUUUCAAUUAAAAUGACUAGUGACUCUAUUCCUAAAAUCUGCGACUGAACCUGUUACUGUUAUCUCUUAGGCAGUGUAUUGAAAAAUUUUACAUCCAUUAUAGAGAAGAAGCCAGAUUAUUUUGCGAGCUCAAGUUUCACUUUGGAAUAGAUAACAUUGUAGAGUUUUGACAAGUAUUUUGACAAUGGAUUAUAACUCUCUAGAUCUUCACAAAUAUUACAACCUAAACAUUUCUUUACAAAUCCAAAAACAAAGUUCAAGUCCAAAUCCAGUAAAGUAUUUCCAAAAUCAAAAAUUGAAAAUCCAAUGCUAAUAUCUUUAUAAUGCACAAAGCAGGUACACAAUUUUAAAUAUCUAAAUAUAAAAUGAAAUUACUUUUAACCAAGCAUUAAUUACUAAUUACAGCCUUAUAGCUAGCUACAGUACAGUGUUCUAAAAGCAUUUGGGAGACCUCUAGCUAGCUAGCUAGCUAGUUUAAAGAUUUUUAGGAUAUAUUAAGUUGCCUUUAUUGCACAAAAAGAAAUUAAAAGUACAAAUAUGUGCCUAAUAAAAGUAUUUUUCAAAAUAUUUAUAAAAAAAUUGGUAUCACAAAGUUAAAAACAGAUAAAAAGCAAAACUGUCCUGCCCACAAGCACGUCCAUAAGGCAAAAGACUGAAUAAAACGUGAAGUCCAAAGUUCAACUUGCAAAUUCAUUAUGAAGCAUAAAUUCCAAAAUGGUCUAUUAAAUCCCUGUUAGGAGAAUCAAACCCUGGUCUCCUGCACAAUGUGCGAGGGGUAUAACCACUAAACAAGACGAGUGCAUUCACUUUCUUGGUACUGUCAGUGCUAUAGCGGAAUUUGUUUUCUCUGUCACUAAAUUGACGCGUAAGUCUCUGCUGCCGUUUUUGCUGUGUUGAGAUGUCCUUUAGUGUUUCUUUGUAAGAACAAGAAGUAGUGACAGUACUUAUUGACCCAAAAUUAUUUCUUGUUUCAUUUCUUACCUAGUUUUGAGGCACUCUCUUCUGUAAAAGAUUCCUUUGUAAUUAUUUUUUGAGGCAUUAAGACACCUCUGUUUAGUCAGAUCAUUGCUAGAGCUGUUUUUUAGAUAAUCACGUAAUUAGGAUUGUAUACGUUAUAUACUUUUAAUGGUAGCCUUUAAAGUUAGUACAGUCAUGGGCACCCUGGUAAUUCCUGUUAGUCUUUCCAGAGAUCAGGAAACUUUUUAAACUGUCUCCCCAUAUUCCAUGUGUUUUGCCAAUUUAGAAUGAGGAGACCAUUUAGGAUAACAAAUAAUAAUUAAAUUAAAUAUUAAAAAGAAAACAGAUAUUUAUAUAUAUUAUGUAUAUAAUAUUCUAUAUAUUCGACCCAGUAGAAAAAUUCCAUUUAUUUCAUGUAAUAUUUCUAUUUUAGCACACAAGGUAAAGAAUAACCAACAUAGUUUGAUUAAAAGAGUUAAAAUUAUAUAUUCAUAAAUGAAUUUCUUGAAUAAUCAAUCCAUAUAAAUUGCUACAAGUUUGUAAUGCAUGUUAAAAAUCGAUUAAAAGCCAUUAAAAAACAGUCAGUACCCAGGUGAAGUAAUACACAAUAGAACAAGCUCUAAAAAGAGAGUAAAAACAAUACGCAUCAAGUAACAUGUGUGUUGCUUAAUUCUUGUGUCUCAAAUGUUAAAUAUUCUGACGUUACAGCAUGACAUCAAUAACUUUAAUUUAACGUCAAUAGCUUAUUUUAAAUUAAUGAAGCCAUUACAAUGCAUUUAAAACUUUGAGGCCAAGUAAAUUGGAAAUAAGGUGGUUUCGUCAGUCUGUUUUUACGCAUGGGUAACUAAGGACCGGCUAAGACCAAUUUGGGUAAGUUUUUCAAACCUGGGUCCCCUAAUCCGUUUCGGAAUGGAUGAGUUAAUGACGUCAUCAAAAAGCCUUAACACACCAAUAUCUAUGGAACCGUUUGUUGAAGAUACAUGAUCCUAUACAUUUUCUUGAUCAACAUUUCAAGUUCUAUACAAUGAAGGCAACAGGUAUACAGAUUUCUAAAAUAAAGUUUUUGUGAAUAUUUUGACAGGUCUUACUAUCAUAUAUUAUAAAAGUUGGUAUAAACUUUGUUUACAUUUUUUAUUUUAAACGAAGCACUUUGUAUGACAUUCGUUUAACAAAACGAAGUACUUCGUAGCGUUCGUAUAAUUAUACGGAAAAAAUAUACGAACAUUUUGAGACGAUCCCUUAUAUAAUGUCGAAAAUAUUGAAUUCUCUUUUGCAGAUCACAAUAUAAAACACAAUGAGUAAUGAAGAUAUUCUAGCUGUACUUGAAGGUGCUGCCAGUCAGGAUGUUCACAUCAUUAAACAAGCAGAAGAACAACUGAAAAUGUGGGAAACAAAUACAGGAUUUUAUUCUGCCCUACUGGAUGUCUUUAAAACAAAAUCUUUGAAUGUUAAUGUACGAUGGAUGGCAGUCUUGUACCUAAAAAAUGGUAUCAUGAAGUAUUGGAAAAGGCCUGGGAUAACAGGAUUAUCAGAGGACGAAAAGACUAUAAUUAGACGCAAACUGAUUGAAUCAUUUGACGAAGAAAUUUCUCAGCUUGCUGUACAACUAGCUGUAAUUAUUGGUAAAGUUUCAAGAAUGGAUAUAAAGUUGUGGCCAGACGUAAUAAUGCACACCCUACAGGCUGUUAGAUCAGAGAACAUGUUGUUCCGUCAUAGAGCUCUAUUGACAUUAAAUCAAAUUGUUAAAGAACUAGCAUCAAAACGACUAAUAUCAGACAGAAAAGUGUUCCAAGAAAUUUCGAAAAACAUAUUUGAAUUUUUAGCUCAACUUAGUUUUGAUUCCUUUAACAAACUAAUUUGUCCUGGUAACGUCACUUACUCGUAUGAAAUUAUAGAAAUGUCCAUUUUGCUGACCAAAGUUCUGAGAAAACUGUUGAUUUAUGGGGCCACUGGCUAUUCUGCAGAAUCAAUUCAAAUAAAGUACACACAAAAUUGCCUGCAACAAGUACAGUCAUUGUUGACUAUAAAAAAAGAAUGUCGUGAUAUUCAACUCAAAGAUAAAUAUGAUAAAUAUUUAAUAUUGUUAAUGAAAAUCUUAAGUGAGUUACAGGAAAAUCAUAGUUCGUCAUUUUUACCAAUUCUCGAACCUGCCCUCCAGCUGUGCCUGCAACAAAUUCUCUCAUCAUCGAGCAACACAGAGUUUAAACCAAUGAUAAUACAUUGCGGCAAUCUUUUACGUUCUAUCACACGAAGCUACAAAAAGCCUAAAAAACAAAUAGUAGACUUAUCCGAGGAGGAUCACAUUGUGCACAGUGCAAAUUUGACAAAAGAUAAAAUUAUAACUCGGGAAUGUCUAGAGAAUUUGUGCCACCAUAUUAUGACGUGUUACUUCCCACUAACCGAAACUGAUUUGGAAGAGUGGCAAAGUGACCCAGAGGGAUUUAUGUUGGUGGAGGCAGGGGAGUCACAUAAGUUUUUGUUGGGCCCGUGCAUGGAAACUUUGUUUGUUGGUUUAUUUUAUGAAUAUAAAAAUGACAUUGUACAGUUCUUAGUUAGAUAUGUUGAGAAAAUAAACAGCUUUGAUUUCACUACUAUGUCACAAGCUGACAUUUUAAAUGUGUCGGCAGUUUAUAAAGCUGUUGGUCUGGCCUCCUAUGAACUUUUUGGUGACUUGGACUUUGAUAUCUGGUUUGAAAGUAAACUUGUUCAUUUACUGAGACAGCAGAGCAGUGGAAAUGCUUUAUUAAAACAUCAUAUUGUCUGGAUGAUUGGUGAAUGGAUUAAUGUCAAAUUUUCUAAAUCAAAUCGUGUUGAGUUGUAUGAUGUGCUGCGUGCCAUCUUGCAAGAUGAUAGUGUUGAUUUAGUUUUACGCUUGACAGCUUGCAAAACACUGCGUUGUGCUAUUGAUGACUUCGAUUUUAUUGUGAAUGAUUUUAACCCCUUUGUUAGUAGUAUCUUUAUGGCUUUGAGUAAAUUAUUAGUGUCGGUCCAGCUUUGCGAUACCAAAAUGGUUGUAUUGAAUGUGUUAUCUAUUAUGAUUGAGCGAAUUGGUAGGAAAGUUAAGACUAAUGCAGAAGUACUGUUACAGUACCUUCCACAAUUGUGGGAGCUGUCUGAAGCGCAUAAUUUAUUGAGAGGUGCUGUUGUUAAUGUUUUGGUUCACCUCGUAAAGGGUCUUGGUGCUGACAGCCAUAGUUUGUAUCAUAUUACGUUACCUGUAAUUCAUUUAAGUACGUCCGUAGAACAGCCAGCGCAUGUAUAUUUGUUGGAAGACGGCUUAGAAUUGUGGCUAACGAUGUUACGAUACAGCAAAGAACUAACCGUCGACAUGCUGCAGUUGUAUAAGAACUUGCAAGUCUUGUUUGAACGUGCAUCUGAAACCCUUGAUAGUUGCUUGGCGAUCACUAAAUCGUAUCUUUUGCUUGACGUUGGGAUGUUGUUCAAGGAAUACGGUCAUGGAUUGUCUACAGUAUUUUCCGAGCUACUUGAUUACGUGAAAGAAGACCAUGCAUCGAAAAUUGUGAAAAUCCUCAUUUUAUCCUUCCAAUUGUUACCCAACGAAUUUUUGGUCAUGUAUCAAAACACAGUUUUAAAGGUUUUAAAGUAUACUUUAAAGGACGAAAACUAUCCACCGCUGAUGGUGAAUUACGUCACACUUUUGGCGCACAUUGCGUUUCGAACGCCUCAAGCCUUUUUCCAGCUUUGUGAAGUGUAUUGUAAAAUGAACUGUUGCUCUUAUGAUGAUGUUAUGGGAAGGUUAUUUGACUUGUGGCUCGACAAAGUCGAUUGCAUGAUGCUGCAGGAAAAGAAAAUGUCGGCUUUGUCUCUGUCGAGCUUGCUCCCGCUUAAAGUGAAGUUCGUUCAUGAACGAAUUGGUUUAAUUUUGGACUUGUGCGUCAACGUCAUGUACGAUUUGCAGAGGUCUGGUGCAGACAGUGUUUCCGAUCAUUGUGCAGUUGAUUCAUUAAUUGUGGAUGAAGCUAACACGCGGAUCGGCGAAGAGAAUGAAGAAGAAGAUAGCAUGGAAGAUGCAAAAGAAAGAUGGCUGCUGUCACAAGAUCCUAUCCACACUAUCGUCUUGCUGCACUACGUACGUGACAAAUUAAACGAAACGAAACAAUCGUACGGCGACGAACAUUUUGCGGACGCAAUAAGUACUAUGGAUCCGGUUGUUGCUAAACAGUUGAUGACGUUGAUCAGUUAACGUCGCUGAUAAUUUAUUGACGCUGAUUGAAACUCAAACUUGAUAAGAUCUGUUACAGGCUGUCCACUUUUUUAGAAAUGCUAGGAUACAUUAGAAACGGAAUUUUCGGACGGAAAAACUUUCGAUUUUUUUUUGUCUAAAAAUUUUUUCUGUCCCAAAUUUUUGUCUGCCGAAAGUUUUUUUGUCCGAAAAUUUUGGUUUUCUAAUUUUUUUAAAAAAGGACCAGUGCAUAGAAAUUGUAUAAAGGGUCUAGAUCUUCUUUUUGUGUCAUUUUCCGUAAUCAUUACUUUUGAUAUUGUUUAAAAUUCGUUUAAAAGACUUUAUAAAUCUUGUCCGAAAGUUUUUCCGCCGAAAAUUUUAGUUCUUAAUGUAGUCAUGAAUAGACACAAAAUAUUUUCACGAUGCCAGGAAAAAAGCAGGAUUAUUUUCUUUGAUACGUCAUGAAAAUCAGAAAUGAAUGUUGUGAUAACACACUUGGAAUUACACUUUGUUAGCUAUUAGCCGUUUAAGGAUUUAACAGGUUUGAUUUUUUUAUAAUUUGUAUGUAACUGCAAAUCAGGAUACCUUUCGCGGAUUUUUGCGAAAAUAAGUUUCUGUGAAAAUUCGAAAUCGGCCUGAUCCGCAAAGAUAAAAUUCCACGAAUUUUUUUUUAUUUCCUGAUAUUUUUAAAGAAAACUUAAAUUUACACUAAAUCCGGGUAAAUUUUAAUACAAAAGACAACGAUAUAUAUUCUUUAUAAUCUAUCUAUCCAUUAUAAGUUUAUUUAUUUAGUAUGUUGGAAGAUGAUUUGAAUGAUGUAUAAACUAAUGUACCUACAAUUUAUAUACAAUAUCAUUCAUUUUUUCUUUUAUUGUUACUUUAUAUUUACCUGAAAAUUGUGAGCCGCGAAAAUAAAUUCUUGCGAAAUUCUAAAUUUGCCUUAUCAGCGAAAAUAAGUUCAACGCUAAAUCCACGAAAAUAAAUUUCCUUCUUCCCCGCGAAAGUCCAGAAAGAAAAACCCGCGUAAAAAAGUCUUCGUGAGAAUUAAUUUCCUUGGGUAUACGUUCUAAAGAUAAAAACAACUAAAAUGGCUAAAACCUUUUUUCUGCAAGCUUUUGACCUUUAACAUAUUUUAGUACAAAUAUUGUAAAUUGCAUUGCUCUUUAGUUUAUUAUAAAAGUGGUUUAGUGUAUUAUAAAAUUUAGAAAAUUAAUAUCAAAAAUCAUUUUAAUAUUCCACUGAUAAUGAGAAUAUAUUGGUACGGCUGCCA